AUGGCUGACACUACUACCGCCCCAGCCGAUCAACAGCAGAGCACUGAGAGACGUGGAGAGAGAGGAGACAGAGGAGGACGUGACUUCCGCGGUGGACGUGGAGGACGUGGUCGUGGUGGAGACAGAGGAGGCCGUGGUGGUCCCCGUGGUGGCCGUGGUGGUCGUGGAGGCGAGUCCAAGGGAUGGGUCCCCGUCACCAAGUUAGGCCGUCUUGUUCAGCAGAACAAGAUCAAGUCGAUCGAGGAGAUCUACUUGUUCUCUCUGCCAAUCAAGGAGUCCCAGAUCAUCGAUCAGUUCCUCCCAGGUCUCAAGGAUGAGGUCAUGAAGAUCAUGCCAGUCCAGAAGCAGACCCGUGCCGGUCAGCGUACCCGUUUCAAGGCCUACGUUGUCGUCGGAGACUCCAACGGUCACGUUGGUCUCGGUGUCAAGUGCGCUAAGGAGGUUGCCACCGCCAUCGCUGGUGCCAUCGUUACCGCCAAGCUCUCUGUCAUCCCAGUCCGUCGUGGAUACUGGGGUAACAAGAUCGGUGCUCCCCACACCGUCCCAACCAAGGUCACCGGAAAGUGUGGUUCCGUCGCACUCCGUAUGGUGCCAGCCCCACGUGGAACUGGUAUCGUCGCUGCCCGUGUCCCAAAGAAGCUUCUCCAGUUCGCUGGUGUUGAGGAUGUCUACACCUCCUCCACUGGUAAGACCAGAACCAUGGGUAACUUCGUCUUGGCCACCUUUGCCGCCAUCACCAAGACCUACGCCUACCUCACCCCAGACUUGUGGAAGGUUACCCCACUCGAGAAGACUCCAUACCAGAGAUUCUCUGAGGAGCUCGCUGAGAAGAAGAAGGACGAGUAA
Acytostelium subglobosum LB1 is the source of this 846-nucleotide messenger RNA. RefSeq lists its product as hypothetical. NCBI's taxonomy places the organism in Eukaryota, Evosea, Eumycetozoa, Acytosteliales, Acytosteliaceae. The transcript has a single exon. Gene Ontology annotation, biological process: translation. Gene Ontology annotation, cellular component: cytosolic small ribosomal subunit; ribosome. The coding region runs from base 1 to 846 and encodes 281 amino acids. Gene Ontology annotation, molecular function: RNA binding; structural constituent of ribosome. The record is from RefSeq and is a predicted model, not a curated record.